Acytostelium subglobosum LB1 is the source of this 1134-nucleotide messenger RNA. RefSeq lists its product as hypothetical. Bases 1 to 1134 code for a protein of 377 amino acids. The record is from RefSeq and is a predicted model, not a curated record. Gene Ontology annotation, molecular function: protein binding. NCBI's taxonomy places the organism in Eukaryota, Evosea, Eumycetozoa, Acytosteliales, Acytosteliaceae. The transcript is spliced from 5 exons.
AUGUCAGAUACAACUACAACUACAUCAACAACAACAACAACAUCAACAUCAACAUCAACUACAGAUGAAACGACAUCAUCAUCAACAACAACAAUAAGAACAAAAGAAACACUAUCAGAGUGUAAACUUAAAGGUCAUAAAGACAGUGUUCUAUGCGUGGCAAUACAUCCAACCAACAAACUAUUGGCAUCAUCAUCAGAGGACUGUACAGUUCGUCUAUGGGACACUGACAAGAAGUCAUCCAUCAAGUGUAUAAAUGACUUUGGUACUGAUCCUGUCAAUAGUGUAGUAUUUAACAAUGAUUAUAUGUUAUAUUGUUCACAUUCUACAAAGGUAUCAUGUUAUGAUAUACGUAAACCAAACAUUAUACUGAAAGAACAUAGUGGGCAGUUCAGUGUCAACAAUGAGGAGAUCAAUCAGAUAUCAUUCGAUCACAAGUAUCAAUAUAUAGCCGCUGGUGAUGACUCUGGUCAGAUCAAGAUAGUCGACAUCACAAACAACAAGAACAAACUACACUCUACACUGGCAAAGAAGCAUACCAAUGUAUGCUCAUCCGUAUUGUUCAGGCCAAACUCAAAGAAUGAAUUGUUGACAGGAUCAAUGGAUUAUUCAAUCAUUCAUUGGGACUAUCUAAAGGGAAAGGUGUUGCAUCGUGAAUCAUUCCAACAGGCUACUCAACAGACAUCAUCAUCUGCAAAGGACAAGCAACAACAACAACAACCACAACAGAAACAGAUAUUGAAUCCACCAUUUGUAAACUCAUUGGAUGUUUCAUCCGAUGGUAAACAAGUAGCUGUUGGACUUGGCAGUGGUGAUAUCGUCGUCAAUGAGAUAUCCAGCUUCAGAAGAAUCAUACAUUUAGAGGAGGCUCAUCAAGCACCUAUAUCACAAGUACACUUCCCCAAGUUUGAAAACCACAACAACAGUCUUAUCUCCUCAGCCAAUGACAGUUUGAUUAUACUCUGGAACAUUGAGAAUACCAAAGAUGAGCCUAUUGAUAAUGAUAAGCGUAUAAGGAUAUGGACACACCAUCAUUCAAAGGUGAAUUGGUUGACAACUGCCAAGAUCACUGGACAAUGUAUCUAUGUUGCCGACACUUCUAAUGACAUCACGAUGCUGUCAAUACACGAUUAG